UUGAGGAAGGGAGCUACAAUUUAUUUAAAAAAAUUAUCAUAACAAGUUUCUAAUCCUUUCAGAACCACGUGCUUCUCAUGAUUUGAAACUCGGCGCCUUUCACAGCGGCUGAACAACUGUUUUUCUGGUGCUGCCUGUUUCUAUUCGGCAUUUGGUUAUGAAAAUGUACUCUAUCCAAAUUUAGUUAAAAAGCUGACUCCGGCGACCACUCAAUUCGGAAGUUGAGUUAUUCAAGCUCUACUAUUCACCGUACGAAUGAGUUCAUUCUCUGAUUUCCUAAGCGCGCACGCACAUUUGAUGGAUAGUUGCUUUUCGAAAACUGCAACAACGGCGUUCGGUUUUCACUUCCUUAGGCUUAAUGGUAAGUCUAAUAUUUUGAUACUGUUAUGAGUGUCACUUGUUAGCUAUUAGCGAAAAUAUUGUGCUCAUGCUGUGGCGUACUUUAUUACUUGUGUGUGAAUGAUAGAAGUAAAUGAAUAAUUAACUUUGUGAGAAUUAUUUUAAGACCCUCCGUUUGUCAACAAAAGGAAAUAUUAUUCCAACAGGAAAAGGAUAUUGAAUAGCCAUGUAUGCAGGCGUUAACUCGACAUUCGAAAUAACGGGUAGUGUUGUAGCACCGGAUAGUGAUUGCUUACCUGAUAUUCCGGAAUGGAAAAAAAUUUUAAUAAUGAAGAAACGUGCAGGAUUUGUUGGAACUGGUGUGGAUGAGUUUACUCGUCGUAACCUAGAUUCGUCAGCUAGUAAUGUAAACAAUGCGUCUAGAAGCGGUGCUUGUAGUAACAACACACGUGAUAAUUUAGCCGCGGGCGGCAGUAACAAGUUUGGUAGGCCAGCAAAAGUAGUAGAGCAAGAUUUCCGAGAGACUGCUCCUCUUAAAACUGUCACUAUUGGCAAUAUCAACAUUGAACUAAGAAGUGUUAAGUCAGCACCUGAAAAUCAGUUCUCAUUUUCUGAAAUUUCUAAAUCUGAAAGGAGCUCGAAUGGUGAUUUUUUAUCUCACGAUUUUGAUAAUGGGGACUGUCAAGAUCUCCAGUAUGGCCCCGGUAUCGUUGAUCGCUUACGUGCUCGUUUUCUUAACAUGGGACUCAAACAACAAAUCGAACCUGUAGUACGGCGAUUUUCAAGUUUGGAAAAUUUACCCGUUAGCAAUGCAGGACCAUACAGAGUUAAUGUUCGUGGAUUUCGGCAAAACGGUUUCAAACCUGGUACAGGUAAUGUGAAAAAAGCUCAAAGUAUGGAAACUUUGAUUUGCACUACUCCCGAGCAGCAGAUAUUUACGUCGAACCGACGACUUAAUGCUCGGCACGUUGCAGGUGUCAAGGGAAAAAUUUUGAAAAAUAUCUCUCCGAUUUCAGUGUUGACAAAUGAAAAUGAUGAGCCUGAAGAGAAAACACCGUCGCCAGCCGUUUCGCCAAGGUCGUUUUCUAAGUCAUUUCGGCGGUGGGAUUACAAUCGAAGUGUUUCUGCGCCAAAUAUCAACGAAGACGAGCUUCCCAAGCCUGAUACGGUGAAGCACGUUAAAAAAAUCUUCGAAUCGCCGUCGCCCGUUGUGAACUGUUCUGAGAAGCCAUUGAGCCAAAGUGGCGGUGCGCGCUUCCGUAAAAUUCCAGGUAGCACGACCACAUCUACCUCAGUUUGCAAUAACGGUGCCAUUCGACCAUCGGUCAAGAAACACGACGUUGUGUUAGACGAGGACUGCCUAGAUGCCAUACCAAGUGCCAAAGAAUUGCUUGACGUAAACACUGAGGAAAAGGAGUUAUCCUUCUCACCUGAGCGGGAAGUGGGGAAGUGCAAUGAUUACCAGGGAAGUAGGAGCCCGGUAUUGGAUGACAAUUUAUCAGCUAAUAGCUCACGUGACACGCUUCUUACGCAAGCAAGUAUAUUAUCUUCGAAAAGUAGUCACCAGAUUUUGAUUGACACUCCUCAGUUAGACGAGAGUUUUGAGAGAAAGGGAGACGCAGAGUUAUUUCUUGGGGUCACACCCGAGCAGUUACCUCCACUGGAGGGUGAUAAACAUACCGAACUAUUGUCUCGAGGUAGUCCAGUCAGCCAAGUGGAACUUUUUCAACAAGACGAAGAUCAACCAACAGGUGUCAGUAGCCCAGAAGACGAGGGGAUGGUGGUUGUAAGCAGUGAAUCCUUACCGAAGAAGGGAGGAUCCACCUGGCAGAAAGCCCCACCGGCUACCACUUCAAUUGUGUUCGAUUUCCGAGGGAAGGAUGUGAAGCCAAAUAUUUCUUUGAAUCCAGCCCCGUUCGGCUGUAGGCCGGCGAAGGUAACCAAGAAUUCCAAACGCUCCGGUUCUCCUCCUCGAACAGGAAUUAACAGGGCGGAUCCCAAGAACUACAUCGUUGACGAAGAGCUCCAGAAUGGGGCUGAGGAUGAGGAGGAUUGGGAUGAAAUGGACAUUGGGGCUGAUCUUCCGGCAGUGUCUGGCAUUGUGUUUUCUGGAGAAAAUGUCAAAGUUGGCAGGGGAGCAUUGCUAGAGAAGAGGAACAAAAAGUUAAGUAUCCAGUUUGAUGACAGAGCAACAUCUACAUUUGAGUAUCCUUCUGAAAAUGCUAGUCCUUCUCCUAGAGAAGAGGUUGAUUCCUGGAAAAAUUCUUCUUUCAAUUCUCCAACGGCCGUGGGAUCAGAUUCCAGUUCUCGAUUGGGAUUAUCAAAUUAUACACCCCAAGUUUUGAGUGGUAGUCAUGAAUUCGAACUAGGUGUUUCUCAAUCAAACCUCAGAGCUGCAUCCUUGUCUGAAAAUUGUCAAAAGGCUGAUAAAGACCUUAUAGUAGAUGCAAUUAUUCCUGCCAAUCCUGAUGACACUGGAGGCUGGUCAGCAACUGAAACUGCAGAUAUUCUUUUUUAAAGAAUGCCAUCUAUGAAGUUAUGCUAUUUUGUGCAAAGCAAAAGCUGUUUCAUAAUGACACUGAUAUUACUGACGGUGAAUAAAGUUUUCAUCAUACAAGGGUUGAAUUAACGUAGAAUAUUUCUUAUGCUUACUAUUUCUAUCAGUUAAAAAAAACUAAAAGUACUAUCAUGUGUCCCCCCCCCCUUUAGUCUGAUAUUUUCUAAUUUGGAAAUCUAUAGUUGUUCACCGAGUAACUGAAAUUUUUAAUAUGCAUCUGUAUGCAGAUACAUUAAAUUCAGUUUUGUUGCCAAAGAUUAGAGAAUUUUAAUUUAAAGGUGACAUUUUUCAUUUUGCAUAUUUUUUAUAUGUGUAUAUCAGGCACUUUCAUUUUAUUUAUGUGUGAACUGCAUGUUUUUAAUACUGGAAAAUGCAUUUCCGUUAGUCACAAAACAUUUUAUGCAAAGUUCAUAAAUGACUUAUAACUUUAUAUUACCAGUUGUCAAAUCCUAUUUAAUUUACAAAAUAAAAAAAUGAUUCAAAUGAAUAUUUAUAGGCCAUAUAUAUAGAAUUUUACUAUUUGAUAUUUCAGUUUUAGAUGUAGAACAAAUUUUAUUUAUUCAUUAUGUGAAGAAUAAAAAUUUGGUUCCUUUAUUUGUCUUCACUAUUUAUUUAAGUUACUUUUUGUGUUCUUUUUAAGCAGUAGUCAUUUCUCUUCAUCUUAUUUAAAAGCUCUCUUCCCAUUUUUUGCUUGUAUAAUUUAUUCAUUCGGUAAAUGCUGUUUUGCAUUCUAUCCUGAAGUAUUAAUAUAAGAUGGAAAACAUUCAGUGAGAUGUUUGGUGAAAACCUAAGUUUGUUAGUUUUGUAAUGUUGUAAAUGUACCUCAAAAAUAUCAAGAAACCCAUUCUGACUUUCUGAUAUAAAUCUUUCUUAAUUUCCAUAAUUGUUUACGAUAAAUAUAGUUACAUUCUUUUUUAAAGCCAUAAUCCAUAUAUAUUCAUGAAAAUUUUGGCUGAAACGAAAAUUCGAAUGAAAUUAGAAUUUCUUUUGAGAGUUCUGUUUUUAUUUGCUUCAUAUUGAUUGCACUUUCAUUAGUAUUGAUUGAUUCAAGUUCAAAUAACUCUUUUUACUAAUAGCUUAUCGUUUUAGAUAUUUCUAAUCACUUGUUCAGUGUGUCAAAGAUAGUGCAUAUUGUUGAAAAUAGAAUAUUGAUUUGUCAUUUCCCAUUCUUACAUUUUAUUUGUAGAUUCUUAUGCCUAUGUUGUUGUAACUUUAUUUAAAAAAAGGAAAUCACUUUCAAAAGGAAAAAAAUAUAUUUUUUAUGGAAUUUGUUUAAUAUUCAUAAGGUGGGUAUUAGUGAUUUGUGCUUUAAAAAAAUAGAUUUUAUCUUGUUAUUUUUAUGCAGCAUUUCUUCUGAAUUUUAAAAAUAUCUUUUUUAAAUUAGCAGCUUUCUUCCUGCAUUAAUAUCUUCACAAUAUUAUUUUUCAUGUAAAAACAGAAAUGCAAAAAUAAGAACUUACUUUGAAAUAUGUUUUUGCUACACGAUUUCACCCAUUUCAAAUACAUUUUUCUGCCUUUUGAAGUAAUUUUAGAGAACUACUGAUUGUUAUAUUGUGCUCCAAGAGUUUAAAUAUGCAUUCUAUUUAUGUAUACAUAUUUUAUGAAUAUGCCUUGCUGAAUUUUUGCAUUUGUAACCCAUCAUGUGGUGCUAUAUCAGACUUUGUAAGCUGUUCUUAAUAAUAUGUAUCAAGCAUGUAUUUUCCUUUAAAUACUUCUUCUGAGAAUACUAUUUCUGAUUUAAAAAGUAAACUAUUCUUAUGUGCGACGACUUUAUCUUCUGUCUUGCCUUGAUUAUGUCAAUGCCUUACAUGAAAUAAUUCACUUGUAAGAAUUAGCAUAAACUAUGCCUUUAUUCAACAUAGAUGCCAUAAUUUUUGGAAUUUUUAAAAUGUAUUCUGGUAUAUAUUUUAAACUUGAUGAAUAUUGCUCAUCUCAGCUAAUGAGAUUUUUUACUUUUUAUAUUAUGAAUUUGGUAUUAUUUUAUUAAUAUUUAACUUUUAUAGUGUAUGGUAGAUACGUAAUCUUUGUACAAAUGAAUAUUCAACUAACUGUUUAUCAAAAUGUAGGUAAUUAUUAUUUUAAAUAUUUCUGAUGCAUUAUGAGAUGUUGUAAUGUGAAAUAACUUAUCCUGUAAAUGGUAUACCACCCAAUAUUUUAGAUGUUGCUUAUAUGACAGUUUUGAUAACAUAAGCUGAUCAGUAACAGAAAUUGAAUCUAAGUUUUUUACUUAAAAUAGAUUUUUAGUUUUGAAAGUAAUCCACAACUUGCCUUAUCUUUAAGCUUGUGACUAACAUUUUUUUAUAUAUUUAAAAGGAAGUACUGUAAAUAAGUUUAGUAUUAGCAGCAAUUGUUUUGGAGCAUUAAAUGGAGGAUCGGUCUUUAACGCUAAACGUACCGAUGCACUUGAAAAAGCUAAUUUUACCACUCGCAGUACGUUUAGAGUUAAUCUUCUUAUAUUUUGUUCUCAAGUAUCGAUAUUUUACAUGAAUAAAUUUGCCCCGAACGAGCAAAUUCUUCCAUUAACUGUACAUUCCGUCAAAAAUGUAUUCGAAUUUUCUUAUUGCUCACAGUCUACAAAUCGUAAAAUCAAGCUAAUUGUGGCAUUUGAGUUAAUAAAUUAUUUAUGUUUUCUUAUGAGUCCAUUAUUGUACUUAUUUUCAAAUUUCCUUGGCAGCUCUCUCUCUCUCUUCUUUUUAUUCUACAUGAUUUGUCACAUAAAAAAUUCUUGGAAUCGAACUUUUAUGUAAUUUUCGGUAAAACAACCGAAGAUGUACAAGAAUAAGUCUUAUGUGAUGCCUCCAUAUACAUAACUUUUGAAAAUAGGUCAUAUUUAUAACUUUCCAGUGCCUUUUACAUUUCAUUCGCAGUGACUUAGUCAUUCAUUUUACCCCGGGCGUAUCUUACUUUGUGGCUAUCCAUAAUUAAGAUUGAGAUAUACCCAUUUGAAGUCCCUCCCCCCUUGUAUAUUGGAACUGCUGUGAACUAGAAUCUCGAAGAUCGCAUGCUUCGACAUUUCAUUAUAUCGCUUUUUAUAUAUAGAUUUUUUUUUUAAAGUUGUGGAAUAUUCUAAAAACAUAAAUAAUUAUAUAAAAUAAAAAUAUUUCCUUAGUUUUUUUUUUAAUAGGCAAAAAUGGUAAUUAAAUGGCUGUAAAUGCCAGUUUGAUUUUUAUGAAGUUUUCACCAAACGAAAAUUAAUAUCAUUUACGAAAAUUUUGGAUGUGGCAUUUAUAUUCAAUUGCUUUUUAGUAGGAAAAAAAACGAAAAUUAAAAAUUUGCCUUUUGCAGCUUUAAUUUUCUAUUUAUUAUUUAAAUAUUCCUUGUAUUAACUUUUUUAAAUCUUGUUUUGCAUUGAAGUAUUUCGUCAUGCUUAGUUAACAGGUUAACUGCAGAAUUUAUUCCUUUCAUAUAUUUAUUAUUUUCCUUUUAUUGUUUCAUGUUUAUACAAAAUCGUAUUUAUACAACUGUUUCCAUCAAAGAUUUAACAACUAGGAUUAUCCUUUCUUCUGAUCCUAUUAAGUUUCUAUCCUCUCUGAUGUAUUAUGUUUAAAGUUAAGAAAAUUGAAUCGAAUGUUUGUUGUAUCGAUUUUUACGCUUGUUCUCUGCUCUGUGUAUCAUAAUUAUUUUGAAAAGGAAACAUUAAUUAUUUGACUAAUUAUUUAUUUAAAAUGUUCAAUUUUUUUAUUUCAGCAAUACUUUUCCCCCAACUAAUACGUAUAAUAGCUCCUCGAAAAAGAUGAAAAUGGCAAAAUUCGGCAUGUAUUAGAAUUUUCUGUCUCUUGAACUAUUGAGCUGAAAUUAUUUAAAUUUUGCACCUCGAUUUUUCAGUUUCUGCUUUUCCGAUUAGCAUCUAAAUUUUUGUUUUAUUAAUAAUUUUUAAAUAUAAUUAAAAUUCUAAAAUAUUUUUUAAAUAUGAAAAAGUGCACAAUUUAUUUGUUUAAUUAACAAUUUAAUGGAAGGAAAGAAUUGUUUUAAUUGAUCAGUUAUAUCUAGGGGUAUAUCGAAAAAUCUGCAUAUUUCAUUUAACGUUACUAUAUUCGAAUUUCAAUUUCUCAUAAAUUCGACACUCGUUUCAUUGAAAUAGAAAAGUUUUAUUUGCAUUCGAACUAAUUUUAUUUGCAGAAUAUGAAUUUGCAAUUUAAAUUGGUUGUUUCCAUUAAAAAAAAAAUUAGUUCGCAUGAAAUUUUAUAUGUAGAUGUCCCCCGGCAGAACCAAAAAUUGCAUACAUCUUUAAAGAUCAUUUUUCUAAAAUGACUUUCUUUUGAUUUUAAUGUGCGAUUAAUAGCUUUUGAGUAACUAGUAACGUUCCGAUACAUUUUUGACAUCCUGUGUUAUCUUCUUUUAUUUGAUUUAAUAGAAGAAAUUGUUUAUUGAAGUCUGUUUUAUUAUUCGAUGCAUCGAUAAAUUUUACAAAUGGUUAAACUUCUGAAAUCAAAAUGGUGAGUUGCGUUGUGAUACUGUUACCUUUUAAAUCAUUCCAGUUUGCUAAUAUUUUUACUUUUCUUAUGGUUUGUUCUCUCCUCUAAAUUAAUCUGUUCUUCAAUUCCCGUUUUUCUGCUAACUUUUAAUAGAUAAAAACAUAAUCAGUGACUUUUCUAAUUCUACAUCUUUAUGUAGCCACAAAGCCAUUGUGAAAAUUGUCCCCAUAUUGUUAGAUGAUAGAAGUGUACAACUAAGAACAUUUCCUACUUGAUCAUUCUAAAUGUAAAUAUUAAUUAUAUCGUGAUUAUUUUAAUUAAAUACACUUAUUUCAUCUUCUUGAUUUAAAAUAGUAUCUGAAAAGUAGUUACUAUUUUUGAAAUGAAAUGCGUUUUACGCACUGUGUUGUUAAGUUUCUCCUCUCUUCCCCCAUACUGCUAAAAUUCUUCAUAGUGAACUUGGGAGCAACAUUUCUUUACUAUGUGUAGCUUUGUCGUUCUUGUGUAAUUGUAACUAAUUUGUAAUAUUAUGAAACAGUCCUCAUUUAUAGAAAUGCUGUGGUAAUAAUCGGACAAUAGCCUAAAUAUUCAUAAAAUUGUAUUAAAAAUUAUAAAAUAAUUGUGCUGAAAGGUGAGGUUUAAUGUAAAAGUAAACUUUUUCAAAUGUCUUUUUCAAUGCAUAAUUUACCAUUUAUAAUGGAUUAGCUUCGUCUUAAUAAAUUAUUUUGAAAACUUGAAAACAAGGCAUGAAUUUUGGCUGUUGCUAAAAUAUGUAACUUUAAAUUGAGAAACUGCUCCGACGUAAAAAUAUGUACUUUUUAUUUAAAAUAUACGUUUUGAUAAAUAAUAAUUUUUGUGCUGUGGGAAUUCUGUAUGAUUUAAAAUGACUUUUCUUAGAAUACUUCCAAUCAUCUUUUAAAGCAAUACUGUUUAGUAGAUAUAUCUGUGAUGUUUUUCUUUUGAAUGAAAUGUACUUUUAAUGCUGUAAGUGUUUGAAAGUUUGUUGUGUAUGCAUAUACUGCUUAUACAUAUUUAAGAUAUUUUUGUUAUAAAAAUUGUGCUUGAAUAUAACAUUCUAAUUCUGUAGGCAUUUUUUUAAGUAUGAACAUCUAAUUGUUUAUUAUUUUUAAAUUAAAAUACAAAGAAUUAUGCUAAUAUAUUUUGGUUAGAAAAUUUUCAGAUCAUUAAAUUGUUUUAUAGUUGAAUGUCUUUGAUGUUUCACAAUUUAAAUAAGCGAAACUAACUGAAUAAAUAUCUGCAACUUUUCUAUAACUUUUGAAUAAAUAUCUUCAACUUUUCUAUAACUUUUGAAUAAAUAUCUGCUAUCAAUUUAUCUGCAACUGCAUUUUAAUGAAUGCAUUUGAUAUAUAUGUAUUUUGUGGUAAAGAACGUCAUUUGUUGAGAAUUGUGAAACAUUUCAUAAUUUGAGUGAUAAAUAAUAAAAUUUGGUUACAAAAGUAAAUUUUAGAGAAAGUUAAUUUUUUCUUUAAAUAUCAAAGCUGAACGAUAUCAAAGUAAACGAUUUUUGGAAGAAUGGAGAGUUUAUAUAUUUUUCUUUUUAAUUAUUUUGUUAUGGUUCUUAGAUGUUUAGAGUUACCGUUUGGAUUCUUGUGCUGAUUAUUUGUUAGCUAUAUGAAAUAUCUGAUAGUUUAAGUGAUAAAUAUAUUUUAUAUAAAUUUUUAUACUCUUAUAAUUUAAGCAUUUUAAUUUUUCCAAUAAAGCUUUGGGUAUUGUAUAUAGAUUUGUUGUAUCAUUCUCUAGUUGUAUAGUUUUAGAAUUUUUUGUAUUAAAUUUUAUAUAAAACUGUGCACAUAAAUGUUAUUAAACCAAAGAAAUUCUUAUUUGCUUUUAUCUUUGGAAUAAUAUAUAAAUCUGCACUUUUCCAUUUGAUAUGAAAUAAUGUUUCCUUAAUACUAUUAUUUAAAAAAUUGUGUACACCUUUUUGUUUGAUAAAUGAUGAAUAUUUGAAAUUUGAAUUGCAAGUUCAUUGUUUCCUAAGCUGUUAUUGUUUAUUUGCAUUCAUGCUGCAUUUGUAUCAUCAUCAUUUGAAUUAAUAUUUGUAUCUUGGACUUAAAUAAAAGGUGGAUGAUCAAAAUAUAUUAAUUCAUAUUGUGCUCAACUUGAAUUAAAAUAUUACUUCCUCUUGUUUGAAGACAGGACUCAAAUUUGUUUGUUUUUUGUGAAUGCCAAACCACUUAUUUUUUUAUGUGUUCUGGUCAACAUAUUUAUUAUUUAAACUACUUUUUUAAUUAUUCUAAUAUAAUUAAUGUCGCCUCUCUGUUGUUAUUUAAUGAUUGCAAUUAAAAAAUGAUUGGUGAAUGCAAUUUUACUCUGUCAGUAUUGUGUGUUGAGAAAUAAAUUAAUUGUUUGAAGUAUAUAUUUAUAUUAGCAAUUCAUUAUUUAUACAAGAAAUAAUUAUCUUUCCAUAAUAAUUUAAUUUUGUCUGAAUAGCAAUGCAGCUGAUAUAAGAAUUAAUGUGAUGGAAGUUUUGCCUUCCAAAAAAUGUAUGUAUAAUACAGUUUCUGCCUAGUCAUUGUGAUUUUUCUGCCAAAAUAUGAGUAAGUCAAUUUUGUAUAAAAUUUUGUUUCUACUUAGUUUCUUGAUUGUAUAUUUUUCAAAUCUGUUCACAUUUCUUGGUUGCAUUUCAAGAUAUAGUAGAAUGUAAGCUUAUAUGAAUUUGAACUUUUAUUUAAUUUACAUGUAAGGUUAUAUAUUUAAGUAGGCAUUGCUGCCUUGCAGUCAGAAAUAUUUGUUAUAGCUGCAGACAUAAUGGAUGACAUAAUUUUUUUUUGUAUGAUGUUAAUAAAUGUGCACA
This is a messenger RNA of Argiope bruennichi, 10126 nucleotides long. RefSeq lists its product as uncharacterized. The transcript is spliced from 4 exons. NCBI's taxonomy places the organism in Eukaryota, Metazoa, Arthropoda, Arachnida, Araneae, Araneidae. Bases 566 to 2857 code for a protein of 763 amino acids. The record is from RefSeq and is a predicted model, not a curated record.